AUGGAGGAAUCGUCCCAUACAUCCCACGCGGGCCACUCCCGUCGUGAGCACACUGGUGGGUAUCUGCCCAUCGAGGACUACGGAAUGAUCGGAAACAUGCACACCUGCGCUUUGGUUGGCAUCGAUGGCAGCAUUGACUUCAUGUGCUGGCCCGACUUUGACUCGCCAUCCGUCUUCUGCCGCCUCUUAGACAAGGACAAGGGCGGCCAUUUCAACAUUUCGCCGCCGCCCGAGCUCGGGUGCACCACGAAACAGCAAUACCUACCUUCGUCGUGCCUCUUGCAGACGCGCUACAUCCACGAAGACGGCGUUGUGGACCUCAUCGAUUUCUUUCCUCGCCCCAAGAGCACCAAGGUCGUCUCCCGCAGCAGCAGCGAUCAAGGCUUGUUUCGGGAAGCGGCGAGCGUCCAGGCCGAACUGAAGAAGUGGCUGGUCCGCCGAGUGGAGUGCGUUCGCGGAUUUCUCACUAUUGAUGUGGAAAUCUUCCCCGCGUUUGGCUACGGCCAAGAGGUCCACGUCACCACUGUCCACAGGGGGACGCAGAGCCCGGCCGCUGAGGAGAGCAAGGUCGCUACAUUUCACAGCAAAGAUGUCAAAUUGCAGCUCGAUGUUGUUGCCGAGAGUGUCAACGGCGCAACACGCCCCAGUAUCAGCUUCACCAAGCAGCGACGCGACGGAAUGCUCGGCGAGGGUCUUGUUGCUCGUGUUGAAAUUCGAGCAGGCGAGGCUCUUUCAUUUGUAGUCCGCAACGACAUCGAUAAUCAUGUUGACGAAUUCAUCACUACUGAAUUGCUGGAUAUGCAGCAGCACGAUACACAGGUCUUUUGGCAGGACUUUAUUGCACAGUCCAAGUAUACCGGCCGGUGGGUGGAGGUGGUUUCCCGCAGCUUGAUGAUUCUGAAGAUGCUCACCUUUGAACCAACCGGCGCAAUUGUUGCUGCACCCACCUUCUCCGUACCUGAGCAUAUCGGAGGCUCUAGAAACUGGGACUAUCGCUACUGCUGGGUCCGCGACUCGAGCUUCACCAUUUAUAUCUUGCUACGCCUCGGAUUCAAGGCCGAAGCGGAUGCAUAUAUGAACUUUAUCAUGGAGCGCCUCCAGAGUCGGGGCCUCGAUGAUGCGCUGCCCAUCAUGUUUACGAUUCGCGGUGCGACGGACAUUCCCGAGUCCACACUAGACCAUCUUGACGGAUAUCGAAACAGUCGCCCUGUUCGAAUCGGCAACGGUGCUGCGUUCCACAAGCAAUUUGACAUUUACGGCGAGCUGAUGGACGGCAUUUAUCUGUACAAUAAAUACGGAAAGCCCGUGCCGUGGGACCUCUGGGUUGCCGUGCGCGAGUUGCUGGAUUAUGUCUUGACCAUCAAGGACGAGCCAGAUAAUUCCAUCUGGGAAGUACGCAACCAGCGCCAGCACUUUACAUAUUCCAAAAUCAUGCUAUGGGUGGCUUUUGACCGUGGCUUGCGCUUAGCCGAGAAGCGCUGCUUUCCGUGCCCCAACCGCGCCAAGUGGAUGGAAGCACGAGAUGACCUCUGCGAAGAAAUCAUGGCCAAAGGCUACAACAAAGAGCUCGAGUGCUUUGUUCAGAGCUACGAAAACAACACCAUGCUCGACUCGUCGAUCCUCAUCGCGCCACUUGUCUUCUUCAUCUCGCCGUGCGACCCCCGCUUCAUCAAAACCCUCGACAAAAUCCUGCUCCCGCCCGAGCAGGGGGGUCUCACCAGCACUGGACUGGUUUACCGCUACGAUACUGAAUUGUCGGAUGAUGGUGUCGGAGGCCGCGAAGGGGCCUUUAGCAUGUGUACAUUUUGGCUCGUUGAGGCCAUGACGCGCGCCAGUGUCUACGAACCCAAGUACCGUGGACUUGCCCUGAAUUUGUUCCAAAACAUGUUGAGCUUUUCAAAUCACCUAUCCAUGUUUUCGGAAGAGAUUGCGCGCAGCGGAGAGCAGCUGGGAAACACCCCGCAGGCGUUCAGCCAUCUGGCUCUGAUCAGCGCCGCGUUUAAUCUAGACAGAGCAGCGGCUGGUUGGAAGGAGUAA
This is a messenger RNA of Cordyceps militaris CM01, 2037 nucleotides long. RefSeq names its product glycosyl hydrolase. NCBI's taxonomy places the organism in Eukaryota, Fungi, Ascomycota, Sordariomycetes, Hypocreales, Cordycipitaceae. Gene Ontology annotation, biological process: carbohydrate metabolic process. The record is from RefSeq and is a predicted model, not a curated record. The coding region runs from base 1 to 2037 and encodes 678 amino acids. Gene Ontology annotation, molecular function: hydrolase activity, hydrolyzing O-glycosyl compounds. The transcript is spliced from 4 exons.